This is a messenger RNA of Tachyglossus aculeatus (Australian echidna), 1059 nucleotides long. RefSeq names its product sesquipedalian-1-like. Lineage: Eukaryota; Metazoa; Chordata; Mammalia; Monotremata; Tachyglossidae. The coding region runs from base 74 to 655 and encodes 193 amino acids. Gene Ontology annotation, biological process: endosome organization; receptor recycling; retrograde transport, endosome to Golgi. The record is from RefSeq and is a predicted model, not a curated record. The transcript has 2 exons. Gene Ontology annotation, cellular component: trans-Golgi network; recycling endosome; early endosome.
AGUUUCCUUGUCCCCUUCCCAAUCCAGCCAAGAAGCUGACCUUUGACCUUCCUCUCAGGCCCCUCGGCCAGCCAUGAAGCUGCACCGAAAGCCGCUGCUGGGCUACCUCCGCGGGAGCGGGGGCCGCAGGCCGGACCGGGAGGGGAUGCUCCUGAAGAAGGGCUACCGCAACCCCACCUAUCAGCGCCGCUGGUUUGUCCUGUGGGGGAACAUCCUCUACUACCUGGAGCGGCAGGGAGACCAGUCGCCUCUGGGCCUGAUCCUGCUGGAGAACUGCCAGGUGGAGCCUCGGCCGGAGGCCAGCGUGCCCUUCGCCUUCGCCAUCUCCUUCCCGGCCGCCGAGGACGGCCGGGCCUACAGGCUGGCGGCCGAGAGCGAGGCGGAACUGGGGGGCUGGCUGCGGGCCCUGAGCGGGGCCGGCUGGGGGGUCCUGCUCCGGCUCCUGGGGCCCCUGGAGGCCCAGUACCGCCGCGUCUGUGAGCAGGCCGGGCUGGAAGCCCGGGCCUUGCCCCCGGACCAAGCGAGCGGCUCCUUCUCCCCCCGUCCCGCGGUCCCUUCGGGCUUCCAGGAGCUGCACCGGCGGUUCGGAGAGGAGAUCCGGGCGCUGAGGGGAAGGCCGGCCCGGGGACAGGGCCACCUCUUGGACUUCGGAUAAGGGACGGGCCUCCCCCGGACGGUCAGAUCGGGGAGACGCCGGGGACCUCGGCGGGCAGUCCGUGAAACGGUUUCGGCGAAGCCCCCCUUUUCAAUCAAGUCCAACGACCUCUUUUAGACUGUGAGCCCACUGUGGGGUAGGGACUGUCUCUCUAUGUUGCCCAUUUGUACAGCGCUCUCCACACAGUAAGUGCGCAAUAAAUACGACUGAUGAUGACCUCUCCCCCGCCGGCUCCUCGCCCUCCCCUUUCCCCCGCCCCGGACCGUCCCACAAUAAGCAGGCAAGAGGCGGACGGUCAGAUCGGGGAGACGCCGGGGACCUCGGCGGGCAGUCCGCGAAACGGUUUCGGCGAAGCCCCCCUUUUCAAUCAAGUCCAAUGACCUCUUUUAGACUGUGAGCCCACU